Oncorhynchus mykiss (rainbow trout) is the source of this 3910-nucleotide messenger RNA. The record is from RefSeq and is a predicted model, not a curated record. NCBI's taxonomy places the organism in Eukaryota, Metazoa, Chordata, Actinopteri, Salmoniformes, Salmonidae.
AGACAUGAAAACUGGCCUUUGAAAAGGUUAGGCAGUACAUGAUUAUUCAAAACAACUAGAAGCAAAAUGGCAACAACAAAAAAAUCACAAGGAAGUUCCAAACAAGGGAUGUUCACACAGUAGUGGGGGCUUCCUGAACACAGGUUCCUGUAUAGUCUAGGACCGUAGAGAGUUUUGCCUGGGCCCUGGGGAUAGUAUGACUUCACAGUCAAAUGUCUCAGAACAAGGCUGGCUUUUCAGGUUUGGCUUUGCUGCGUGUUGUGUGCUGUUCUUCUGAGUGGCAGGUGUGAGACUUUGUUUGAACAUGCUGUCCAGAGUACCUCUCAGGAGUUAUCUCUUACACACACCUUCAGAUUGGACUUUAAUUCUUGGAGACAGCAGAAAAUGAACGACACAUUCCCCCUAACCAGAAAGAAGAAGUGAAGGAGUGGGAAGAUCGUUGGAGAGAAGAGAGAGAGAGAGAGACUGAAGAGGGUCUAAACUGAAGGAGUGGGGAGAUCGUUGGAGAGAAGAGAGAGAGAGAGAGAGAGACUGAAGAGGGUCUAAACUGAAGGAGUGGGGAGAUCGUUGGAGAAGAGAGAGAGAGAGAGACUGAAGAGGGUCUAAACUGAAGGAGUGGGGAGAUCGUUGGAGAGGAGAGAGAGAGAGAAACUGAAGAGGGUCUAAACUGAAGGAGUGGGGAGAUCGUUGGAGAGAAGAGAGAGAGAGAGAGACUGAAGAGGGUCUAAACUGAAGGAGUGGGGAGAUCGUUGGAGAGAAGAGAGAGAGAGCGACUGAAGAGGGUCUAAACUGAAGGAGUGACCAGAGAGGAUACUUAUUGCAGACACCAUGUCUGUCUCCACCACCAAACAGGAGAGAACCCUGUGUGUUCUGCUCCCUAAUAAAGAACAGCUGGACAUCACUGUGGGGGUCAAGUCCACAGGGCAGGAUGUGUUCAAUCAGGUGUCUGAGCUCCUUGGAAUAAAAGAGCUGCACUUCUUUGGCCUGACAGUGGUGAAGGACAAUGAGCACAUCUUUCUGGACAUGGAAGAUAAGCUGACCAAGUAUUUCCCUAAGGAAUGGAAGCAAGAUUCAGGGAAGGGGUUACAGAAGAGAUCCCUCCCCCUGGUACUCUGCCUCAAGGUGCAGUACUAUGUGGAGAACGGCAGGCUCAUCUGUGAGCGGAAGGCGAGGCGUCUGUACUUCUCUGACCUGAGGGAGAGGGUGUUGCGUUCUGAGUGUCGUCAGCAGGAGGAGGUGUACUUCCAGCUGGCUGGGUAUGCUCUUCAAGCUGACCUGGAGGACCAUCCCCUGCCUGGGAAGAACCAGGGAGGUACCCGCUACUUCCAACCCAAAGAGUACUUCCCUCCCUGGAUUGUGGCGAAGCGUGGGGUGGACUACCUGCUCUGUCACGGUCCCAAGGUACACAAGGAGCUAUGGGGCAUGACGCCACGUGAUGCGGUACUCCACUUCAUCAAAGAGGCCUGUCGUCUCGAGGACGUCCCCGUCACCUUCUACAGGCUACAGAAGGACAAGAAAGAAGAGAGAGGCACAGCUCUGCUGGGGCUGACCCUCAGAGGAAUGCAGCUUUAUCAGGAGGCGGACAACAUCCGCCAGCUUCUCUAUGAUUUCCCCUGGUCCAACGUGGGACGACUCACCUUCCUGGGAAAGAAAUUUGAGAUCCAGCCAGAUGGUUUGCCGUCGGCCAGGAAGCUGGUCUACUACACUGGGUCUCCGUUUCGCUCGCGCCACCUCCUCCUGCACCUCAGCAACAGCCACCGACUCUACCUCAGUCUCCAGCCUGCCCUCAAACACCUCCGACAGCUGGAGGACAGCGAGGAGAAGAAGCGCUACAGGGAGUCGUACAUCAGUGAUGACCUGGAUCUAGACCAUCCAGGGGGCAGCGAGGGGGGCAGCCCCGGCCUGUCCCGACACUCUACCUCCAGCUCGGGCAUCGAGGCAGACCGCGAUGCGACACGGCAACACAGCAGCAUCUCCAUGGAGAUGGCGUCCAUGGAGGAGGAGACUGAGCUGAGGAAGAGGAUGGAGAAGUGUUUCAGUUCGGCAGCGAGUCACGGGAGUUCUCACACUUCGGGCGUGGACACGGGCAGCAAAGCACGCACUGAUGAAGAGGAGUGGCAGGAGGAAGUAUUCUCCUCUCCAGAGACCCAGCAGGCCAGUCUGGACAGUCCAGGAGAGGUUUCCGUGGACGACCCAGAGGAAAUGCUGAGAUUGGCUGAGCUGAUGGAGGGCGUGUCGGUUGAUUGUCCCGUGCUCACCUCGGAGACUCAUUGUGAAGGAUCAAAGGGGGAUCAGGUAGACAGAGAUGAAGACCUGGUGACACUACGCAGCAAAGAUACCCUGGGACAGAUCCUGAAGUCAAGAUCCCAUUGCGUGGACCGCCACAGCCAGAGCCUGGAUGACGUUCGCCUCUUCCCCCCUCCCGCCCCCCUCGGCACGACUCUACCCCCUGACUCCUCCCACAGCUACACCUUUGGCCUGCCCCUCCCGGACUCCCAGAGUGAUGCUAAGAGCCCCCCAGGGUGUAACAACGGAGGCUACUACCUCCCCCUCCACUGCCCGGCUAAGGGCACCUUCUAUGGACACAGGUCUAUGAACUGCCUGUCUCUGGAUCUACUGGGAGACGAACAGCUGUUGGAGUUCAUACUGUAGAACAACACAGAGGACCAAUGUCCUUCUUCAAGCAUAUUCUCUACCCACAUCUCCCUCCAAUGAAACUGUAGGAUACAGGGGAGUGGCUGCAUGCAGCUAGAGUUCUAACUGUAGAACAACACAGAGGACCAAUGUCCUUCUUCAAGCCUAUUCUCUACCCACAUCCCCCUCCAAUGAAACUGUAGGAUACAGGGGAGUGGCUGCAUGCAGCUAGAGUUCUAACUGUAGAACGUAAUGUUUUUACACUACCGGGCUGAACUGUACUGGCCUGGUCACAUCAAGGACCAUGGAGGGCCCUCUUCAUGCCUGUGUUCUACUGUAUGACUCAGAUACAGGGGAGAGGCUGCACAGAGAUGUUGGAGGACUUUAUGCACCUUUUUAAGAGGAUUGAUUGGUAUUGGUAGCAUUCAUUGUGAAACGGAAGGAGGUCAUCACCUUCAAUAAUCAUCCCAAUACAGACCAUACUCUACAUAUUUAUUGAACAUGUUUGACACUAUUUUUGUUUUACCUUUUGUAGAUACUUUGUACAUAAUUGUCUUAUAUUUUCAACUAUUUUACUAUAUAUUUUUACUUUGAGGUACUAACACAUUGUAACCAUUUCAAUAACUGUAAAUAUAGGGGUGAACAUUGCAUUUCUUCAGUUUCUUAAUUGGUGUUUGUGUGAAUCGUGGUUUGAACCAGGAGUAUCUCUAGAAGUACUUUAUGGUCUAUUGUGAAGAGCAAAGGACUUUACUGCACGUUGACAUCCUGUGUAAAUUUAAAUGUAUCAUCAUUACAUUAUUAAAAAUAACAAACAGCAUUUUUAAUCUUAUGUUUUGCUUUUGUUUCCCUUGUAUGUCAGUUUUUAAAAAAUAUAUAUAUAUUUUUUUCCAUUUUCCAAUUAAGAACAUUCAAAACAAAAGUGAGAAGAUAUUAGACAACGAUAGUUUGUCUAUAAAAACAAAAUUCUCUGAAAUGAACAUCACAUAUACAAGAUUGUAUUUUGUCGCGAUAAUGUUUGAUGAUAUUACAAGUCUGCCAUAGCUGCCACAAUGUUUGUCCUUUUUUUUUAAAUACAAAACUCAAAAAAUGAAAUUGUAAAAAACAGUUCAACAUGCUUGCACUGCUUGUCAAUAGUACAUUUCUAUUAAUUAUAUUUCUAAAUGUUUUCUUUCUAAUGUUUUUACUUUCUCUCUAAGUAGAGCAGCACAUUAUGAGCUAUUUCUGUGUCUUCAUGCAUACACUGGAAUGAUUAUAUAAAUAAAGUAAUGACAAAGAA